Frankliniella occidentalis (western flower thrips) is the source of this 2241-nucleotide messenger RNA. It is a transcript of the gene SiaT, whose product is annotated as beta-galactoside alpha-2,6-sialyltransferase 2. The coding region runs from base 268 to 1611 and encodes 447 amino acids. Lineage: Eukaryota; Metazoa; Arthropoda; Insecta; Thysanoptera; Thripidae. The record is from RefSeq and is a predicted model, not a curated record. Gene Ontology annotation, molecular function: sialyltransferase activity. The transcript is spliced from 4 exons.
AUGCAGCUUGCAUCGUCUGCUUGAAGAUGUCUUCUGCUUAGAGUGAAGACCUAGCCGUCGUUUUUACACAUCAAAAUUGGUGGAAUUGAUAUUAACUUAAAUUCUGUUGAAUGAGAAGUGGUUGGAAAAAACGGAGUGCACGUUGUGGAGGCCCUGAGGGUUCAGUCAAAUAGACCUGAAUGUUUGUACUUGGGAUUUAUUGAUUUUGUGACAGGUGUACACUUUAACUUUAUCAGUCUUGACUUAUAAAGGAAAGAAUAUUACAAAAUGAGAGCCAUUGCGUGGUCUGUGUGGGUGUUCAUUAACUUUGUUUUCCUCGGCAUGUGUGGCUUCUUUUAUGUUCUCUGCUCUCAGUAUUGGGGUUAUGUGGAGAAAAGACAUGCUUAUAUGGAUACUUAUUACAAUAAACGUACUAACAUUGGUCAACACCAUAUUCAGUACUAUGCGGAAACUGACAACCAUUCGGACCACUUGAGGCAAGUUAUAGAUAAUAAAGCUAAUGAUGUAUAUCCUGAAAGAAAAGUUCGUGCAUCACCUUUAGCCCGUGAUCGUCAUGAGUCACAACGAAGUUCAGAAAAAAAAGGGGCCACCCCGGUUGAGCCUACAAGUAAGACAGACAAAGUUAAUCAAGCAUUAAAUGAAAAAAUUUCUAAACAUAAGAGCCAGUUGAUGAUACAGCUUAGAAGAGUAUUGCAUGAUGAAAGCAGUGUAUUUAAAGCAAGAGGUGAAGGAAGUAAUCCAUAUAAUGUAGAGUAUGUCGGCCCCAGAGGACCAUAUGAUAAAAAGUCUGCCCGAGAGUUGGUGUGUUCUCUCAAGAAGAAAGGACUGAUAAAGAUGAUCCAGAAGGAAGAUGAGCCUUUUAAAUCAAUGGGCUUGGGAGUUCAAUUUCCCAUUGAACCGGUGUUUGAAGAUGAUAAGAUAUUUGAGAGUUGUGCAGUUGUUAGCAGUGCAGGCUCACUCCGUGGAUCAGAGCUUGGAGAAACUAUUGAUAAGCAUGAUGUUGUGCUACGCUUUAAUCAUGCUCCAACUCAUGAAUAUGAAGUUGAUGUAGGACGCAAGACAUCUGUACGCAUUGUAAACUCCCAAGUUAUUUCAAAACCAGAAUUCAAUUUCUUGGAGUCACCUCUUUAUAGUAAUAUUAAAAUUGUUGCCUGGGACCCAUCUAAAUACAACCACUCAAUGGAACAGUGGUACCAAAAUCCAGAUCAUGACAUCUUCACCUCAUACUUCAAACACCGUUCGUUGAAACCUGAAACAAAUUCUUAUAUUUUAAAUCCAACAUCCCUUUGGGAUCUUUGGGACUACAUUCAAGCUCACAUGCCACUCCGUAUUAGACGUAAUCCACCAUCAUCAGGAUUUCUGGGUCUGGCUCUACUGCUACCACACUGUGCACAUGUAGAUAUGUUUGAAUUCAUACCAUCAUUCCGAAUGACAAAAAGGUGCCACUACUAUGACAAUUUGGAUGAUAUUUCCUGUACUUUUGGUGUAUGGCACCCUCUCUCUGCUGAGAAGUUACUCCUGUUAUCCAUGAACAUCGCAAAUGAAACAGAAGUUUUUCGUGAUGGGUACAUUCGGAUUCCAGGUUAUCAAACUCUGGGAUGUGGGGACUAAAUACUUGUUACAUACUUCUUCAGUAUUUGUUUUUAGUAUAAAAUAUCCAAAAGACUAAAAGUUGAUCAAUUGUAAGAUUUUUCCGCUUGUGCCAAUACUGUAUUAAUUUUGUCUUCCUCUCUAAGCAAGUGAAACAUCCAAGUUAUACUUUUGUUGCACAAUACUUGCUCAUUUAUGCAUGAUUCCUUAGUUGUUUUUUUUUUGUAGAUUAUAGAUUAUUUCUCUUGUGAAUUUUUUAAAUUUCUAGUCAUAAUGUAGAGCCCUGUGAUAUUAUAUCAUUGAGUAUCACCAACAUUUUAUUAAUAAAAGUUUUGUUAACUUUGUCAUGUAGUUUUUAAAUUUGAGGCUGUGUUUCACAUGACAUUCAUUGGUGCUGGUCACCAUCAGAAACAUACCAUUCAUAAAUUGAUUUUUCAAUUAAAUCUCUAUAAUUGUGAUAUUGAACCUUUCAUGUUAUUUAAUGUUACUAACUCUGACCUUUCUUUGACCUUGUAAAUGUAAUGUCUUUGACAACAGGUCAUCAGUAAGUAAUUGUUAGUUAGAUCUGUCUGUUGAUUCAAGGGCAGUUUCAACUCAUGUGCAAAGAUAUUGUCAAAAUAAUAAUAAAAUUAAAGUAUAGACCCCCCAAAA